UUUUCUAAACCUUAGUCCACCUUCCUCCUGGCGAUCCUGUAGGAACCCGACAGACACCAGUUCUCACUCGAGACGCAGAGACUGCUAGCAGGAUGUCUGGCUCUACCCACGAAGAAGAGGAGUUGCCUGCCAAUCACACAGGUCCAAAAGGUGUAAUCAAUGACUGGAGGAGGUUUAAGUUGGACAGCGUGGAUCAGACCGUCCCCCAAAACAAGAGAGAGCUGCUCAGACAAAUGUCCAGUCCACGGGAGGACGACAAGGAGAGGCUCAACAGAAAGAUGAGUGUCCAGGAGUAUGAAAUGAUCCGAGAAGAGGACGAGCAUUGCCUGAAACGCUACAGGAAACAGUGCAUGCAGGACAUGCACGAGCGCCUGAGCUUCGGCCCCACGUUUGAAGAAGUUCACGAGCUCGAGACCGGAGACGCCUUCCUGGAAGUCAUCGAGAAGGAACACCGGCUGACCCUCGUGGUGGUCCACAUCUACCAGCACGGAAUCCAAGGCUGUGAACAGUUGAACUCGUGUCUGGACUGUCUGGCUUCAGAGUACUCCAGCAUUAACUUCUGUCGUAUUGAUGCUGUGGCGACAGGCGCUGCCGAGCGCUUCUCCCCCGAGGUUCUCCCCGCUCUGCUGGUCUACAAAGCUGGCGAGCUACUGGGGAAUUUCCUCGCUGUUACCAAACACUUCAACGAAGACUUCUUCGCGACGGACGUGGAGGGGUUUCUCAACGAAUACGGCCUGCUGCCUGAGAAGGACGCCACGGCGUGCGCUGACGAGGAGGACGAGGGAGGGGAUGUGGAAUAGAGACGGGGAGAGGGGGGGAGAAAUGCCGUAUCACUGUUAACAAACCAUUUACGUCGCAUGUGCAGUGAAACACAUGAGUAAACAUUCACCGGCACACACGCUGGACUGAAGAUUGUAUUUAGAAGCGGUUAGUUGCAAACCACUUGGUGGGAGGAAGUCUCUGCAGUCACAUCUCAGCUGUCCAAUAAAAGCUCUUAUUACCGAA
Pseudoliparis swirei is the source of this 1005-nucleotide messenger RNA. It is a transcript of the gene pdca, whose product is annotated as phosducin a. Gene Ontology annotation, biological process: regulation of G protein-coupled receptor signaling pathway. NCBI's taxonomy places the organism in Eukaryota, Metazoa, Chordata, Actinopteri, Perciformes, Liparidae. The transcript is spliced from 6 exons. The record is from RefSeq and is a predicted model, not a curated record. Bases 93 to 800 code for a protein of 235 amino acids.